GGCCCGGGUGGGUGGCCGAACUUCUCCCGCCAUGGAGGGAGCAGCGGCCCGGGAGGCCCGGGGGGCCGAGACCCCGCGCGCGUCUGCGCCCCCGGCCGCGCCCUCGGAGCCCCCGGCCGCGCCCCGCGCCCGCCCGCGCCUCGUCUUCCGCACGCAGCUGGCGCAUGGGAGCCCCACGGGCAAGAUCGAGGGCUUCACCAACGUCCGCGAGCUGUACGCCAAGAUCGCCGAAGCCUUCGGGAUCGCGCCCACCGAGAUUUUAUUCUGCACCCUCAACAGCCACAAAGUGGACAUGCAGAAGCUCCUAGGGGGUCAGAUAGGCCUGGAGGACUUCAUCUUUGCCCACGUGCGAGGCGAGACCAAGGAGGUGGAGGUCACUAAGACAGAGGAUGCUCUGGGGCUGACCAUCACGGACAACGGGGCUGGCUACGCCUUCAUCAAGAGAAUCAAGGAAGGCAGUAUCAUCAACCGGAUCGAGGCAGUGUGCGUGGGUGACAGCAUCGAAGCCAUCAACGACCACUCCAUUGUGGGCUGCCGCCACUACGAGGUGGCCAAGAUGCUCCGGGAGCUGCCCAAGUCCCAGCCCUUCACCCUGCGCCUGGUGCAGCCCAAGAGGGCCUUCGAUAUGAUUGGCCAGAGAAGUCGGUCCAGCAAAUGUCCAGUAGAGGCGAAAGUGACCAGCGGGAGGGAGACCCUGCGGCUUCGUUCUGGGGGGGCUGCCACAGUGGAGGAAGCGCCCAGUGAGUUUGAGGAGGAGGCAUCUCGGAAGGUUGAUGACCUGCUGGAAAGCUACAUGGGCAUUCGGGACCCCGAGCUGGGUAAGGGGCCAGGCGUCCACCAUGGUGGAGACGUCCAAGAAGACAGCGAGCGCCCAGGAGUUUGCACGCUGUUUAGACUCCGUCUUGGGCGAGUUCGCCUUCCCCGACGAGUUUGUGGUGGAAGUGUGGGCCGCCAUCGGCGAGGCCAGAGAGGCCUGUGGCUAGUUUGCCCUGGGGGGGCCCAGCACAGCCCCAGCCCGGAGCCCAGCCCCCUGCCCCGGCCCUGCUCCAGAACCCAGCCCAGAUCGGAGGACAAGUUCCUCUCUAGAACCCAAUCCAAUUUGGAGCCCCAGCCCAACUCCAGAACCCAGCCCUUCUCUAGAAUCCAGCCCAGAUCUGAGGCCAAGCUAUGUGCUAGAGCCCAGGCCAGCUCUGAGACCAAGCCCAGCAUUGAGAAUAAGUUCUGUUCUAAAACUCAGGCCAGCCCUGAGACCGAGCCCAGCUCUAGAACCCAGAUGAACUCCGAGACCGAGCCCAGCUCUAGAACCCAGAUGAACUCCGAGACCGAGCCCAGCUCUAGAACUCAGAUGAGCUCUGAGACCAAGCCCAGCACUGAGGCCAAGCCCUGUUCUAGAACUCAGGCCUGCUCUGAGACCGAGCCCAGCUCUAGAACCCAGAUGAGCUCUGAGACAGAGCCCAGUAUUGAGACCAAGCCCUGUUCUAGAGCCCAGGCCAGCUCCGAGAUCAAGCCCAGCUCUAGAACUCAGAUGAGCUCUGAGACCAAGCCCAGCUCUAGAACCCAGAUGAGCUCUGAGACCAAGCCCAGCUCUAGAACCCAGAUGAGCUCUGAGACCAAGCCCAGCUCUAGAACCCAGAUGAGCUCUGAGACCAAGCCCAGCUCUAGAACUCAGAUGAGCUCUGAGACCAAGCCCAGCACUGAGGCCAAGCCCAGCUCUAGAACCCAGAUGAGCUCUGAGACCAAGCCCAGCUCUAGAACCCGGAUGAGCUCUGAGACCAAGCCCAGCUCUACAACUCAGAUGAGCUCUGAGACCAAGCCCAGCACUGAGGCCAAGCCCAGAUCUAGAACCCAGAUGGGCUCUGAGACCAAUCCCAGCACUGAGACCAAGCCCUGUUCUAGAACUCAGGCCUGCUCUGAGACCGAGCCCAGCUCUAGAACUCAGAUGGGCUCUGAGACAGAGCCCAGUAUUGAGACCAAGCCCUGUUCUAGAGUCCAGGCCAGCUCCGAGACCAAGCCCAGCUCUAGAACCCAGAUAAGGCCUGAAACCAAGCCCAGCACUGAGACCAAGCCGUGUUCUAGAACUCAGGCCACCUCUGAGGCUGAGCCCAGCUCUAGAACCCAGAUAAGCUCUGAGACCGAGCCCAGCUCUGAAGCCCAGGCCAGCUCUGAGACGAAGCACAUCUCUAGAAUCCAGCUGAGCCCUGACAACAAGCCAAACUCUGGAACCCAGACACAUUUUAAGACCCAGACCAGCUUGGAGACCAAGCCCAGUUCCAGAAUCCAGGCUAGCUCGGAGACCAAGCCCUGCUGGAAAACUCAAGCUGACUCUGGAACUCUGGACAGCUCCACGAUGCAGCCACACCUGGACACUCGGUCUAGCUCCGGAACCCCAGUUAAUUUUGGAACCCAUGUGAGAUUCAUGAAGCAGCCCAGCUCUGGAACCCCAGUCAGCUCAGGAUUCAGAGACAGCUCCCAAACCAAAUCCUAUUCAAGAACUCAGACCAGCUCAGAAACCCAGGUCCACACAGCUGCCCAGUCCAGAUCCCAACCCCAGUUGCAUCCAAGUGCCCAUCCCCAUCCUGAAGCCCAGUCCAGCUCCAGUGAUGAUUCCAGCUCUGAGACUGAGCCCAGCUCUAGAACCUUGCCUAGUGCUACAACCAGGCCCAACUCCAGGAUUCAGACCAGCUCUGGAACCCCAUCCAUCUUGGAAGCAAGACCCAGCUCCAGCACACAGCUUGGUGCCAAGCCCCACUCUCCUUGCACAAUGCAGCUCAGCUCUAGAAUGCAGUUUACUUCCAGGACCCAGACCAAUUUCAAGGCUUGGCCAAGCUCCAGAGCUCAAUCCAGCCCAAGCACCACACCCAGCUCUGGAACUCAGCUCAGUUCUGGAGCACAGGCUGGUUCUGAAAUCCCAGCCAGCUCCAAAACACAGACAGCGGCUGAGACCCAGCCAAGUUCCAGAAUCCAGCUAAGCUCUGGAGUCCAAUCUAGUCCUGGGACCCAGGCCAUCGCAGCGAGAGAAUUAAGCUCCACAGCCCUGUCCAGUUCCAACAGCAGGCCCAGCUCCAGGACCCAGCACUGCCCAGGAGCUCGACCAGCCUCUGGGACUCAAUUCGCCUCUAAAACCCUGCCAGGUUCUAGAUACCAGCUCCAGACCACAGCCCCAGACAGCUCUGGUAUUCAACUGGACUUUGGGAAGCAGAGCAGUUCUGAAAGUCGGCUUAGCUUUGGAACUCAGCCCAGCUCUGGGACCCAGAUAAGCUCAAGAAUUCAAGCCAGCUCUGGAAGUCAGCUUAGUUCGGGAACCCAGCUGAUUUCCGGAGCCCAACCCAGCUCCAGAACUCAGACUAGUUCUGGAAACCAGCUCAGCUCUGGGACCCAGACCACUGCAAGAAUUCAGCUCAGCCCUGGAGCUCAUCUUAGCUCCAGAACCCAGUCCAGUCCUGAGACCAGGCUCAGCUCUGAGGCUCAGUCCAGCUCUGGAACCCAGUUCAGUUCUGGGAUUCAGUUCGGCUCUGAAACCCAGACCAGCUCAAGAAUUCAGCCCGACUCUGGAGCCCACCUUAGUUCCAGAACCCAGUCCAGCUCUGAGACCGGGCUCAGCUCUGAAACCCAGAAUGGCUCAAGAAUUCAGCCCAGCCCUGGAGCCUACCUUAGUUCUGGAACCCAGCCUGUUUCUGGAACCCAAUCCAGUUCCAGAACUCACACCAGUUCAAGAAUCUGGCUGAGCCCUAGAAAUGGACUCUGCCCACAGACCCCUGGCCUUGACCCUAGAAUCCAGCUUGAGGCCCCUGCCCCAGCCCAACCUCAGCCCCCAGGCCCAUCCCCCAGAGACCCCACCCCAGCCCCUAGCAAAGACCCCCAGCCUCUGCCUCAGCCCCAUGAUCAGGUAUGUGGCAUCCAGGCCAGCCUUGGCCCCAUCCCAGGCUUACCCCAAGCCUCCUACCUGGCCCCACAGUCACAGGUCUCCUCAACCCCCCAGAAGCCAGCCGUCUCUCCCAAGCCCCAGGUGGGACCCCAGAAGUCCACCCCACCCACCAUAUCUGUCACUCCUAGUCCUGCCCCUAGGGCAGCCCUCCUGAGUUCCCAGCUGUCUGAGUCCCCAGCUUUGGCGCCAGCCCUUUCCCCCACUCUGGGGGAGCCAGGACCCCGCCCUUACCGCGGGGGGCCGUAGCUUGGCUGUGACUUAGCCCUGGUUCCUGUGGUUCUCGUCCUCUCCUGUCCCCUCCAGCCUGGGUCCCCCAGAAGCAGCAAGUGACCUUACUUCUCCAGCAGGCGGUGGUGGGGAGUGUGCGGUGGUGAAAACAGGGGCUUCACCGGUCCUGGCUCAGAUCCAGGUCCUUGGAGGGAAAAGGAGGGCAGGAGACGGGUUGCACCGCAUGUACCCUGAGGGCUCAUGGUGAAUAAAGGCACCUUCCA
This is a messenger RNA of Gorilla gorilla gorilla (western lowland gorilla), 4416 nucleotides long. RefSeq names its product GIPC PDZ domain containing family member 3 (gene GIPC3). The record is from RefSeq and is a predicted model, not a curated record. The coding region runs from base 32 to 4171 and encodes 1379 amino acids. Gene Ontology annotation, molecular function: protein binding. Lineage: Eukaryota; Metazoa; Chordata; Mammalia; Primates; Hominidae. The transcript is spliced from 6 exons.